Molecule: messenger RNA, 7013 nt
Organism: Aquila chrysaetos chrysaetos
Lineage: Eukaryota; Metazoa; Chordata; Aves; Accipitriformes; Accipitridae
Gene: SHOC2
Product: SHOC2 leucine rich repeat scaffold protein
Exons: 9
Coding region: 789-2537 (582 amino acids)
Molecular function (GO): protein phosphatase 1 binding
Source: RefSeq, a predicted model, not a curated record
GGUGGCGGGGCUGCCCCGCUCCUCCGGGCUGCCGGGCGACGGCGUCGAGCGGGCACCGCCGCAGCGACAGCGACGACAACACCACCACCGAAAAAGAAAGGAGGAAGCUCCGUUUCACGGCCUCGCCUCUCCUCCUCCCCUCCGGCUCCCGGUACCGGGGGCCGGCAGAGAGAGGCGUGAGAGGCUUCGCGUGUGUGUAGUGGCACUGGGGCUCAGGGUAAUGAUUACCGGCGUUCCGGGUAAUGAUUACCUCUGCCUCUGCGUGCGGGAGUGCUGUCCCCCACCCUCUCGUAUAGGCGUGAGGCUCUUUUCCUGUUUCACCCGAUGCAUUUAUUGUGGCGGUUCUGAUGCAGCCGGAGAGGCAGAAUCUCCUUUCGAAAGUCGUCGCCUUCCUGCCUAGCCAGGUGAUUUUCCCGGUGUUUAAAACGGGGAGGCGUCGCAGAGAAAGCGGUGUGACAGCUUCCCGCGUGUAUUUGUGCCUGUAGAAGGUGUUUGCGCCGAGUUGCACGGAUCUUUCUCUAGGAAGCGCGUUAAAAAGCUGUAGUAACCUUAGAAAUACUAAUACGGAGCAUUUGACCUUCUAAUCUCUACAGCUGAAUCUCCUGAUACCAGAAUUAGGAAAGAGUGCCUUCAGAACCAAUAUGUAGCAAAUGGGUAUCACACCUAUGAAGCUCCUCCCUUGGUUCAAUGCUUGCAUGUUUUAAGGAUCCUUGUCGCCUCAGCAGUGAAUUGUUCUUGUGAACUUCAGAAACAGAUUUCAUGUGGUGCUUGCUAAACGUUGAGUCACCAUGAGUAGUAAUCUAGGAAAAGAAAAGGACUGUAAAGAGAAGGAUCCAAAAGUCCCAUCAUCAAAAGAAAGGGAGAAGGAGGCCAAAGCCUCUGGAGGAUUUGGGAAAGACAGCAAAGAAAAGGAGCCUAAGACCAAAGGGAAAGAUGCCAAAGAUGGAAAGAAGGACUCCAGUAGCACGCAGCCUGGGGUAGCUUUUUCAGUGGACAAUACGAUAAAAAGACCUAAUCCAGCCACAGGUACCCGCAAAAAAUCCAGCAAUGCUGAAGUGAUCAAAGAGCUAAAUAAAUGCCGGGAAGAGAAUUCAAUGCGCUUGGACUUGUCCAAGAGGUCUAUACACAUGCUUCCAUCAGCUAUCAAAGAGCUAACGCAGUUAACAGAACUUUAUUUAUAUAGUAACAAACUGCAGUCCCUACCGGCAGAGGUGGGCUGUCUUGUGAACCUGAUGACACUGGCCCUGAGUGAAAACUCACUUACCAGUUUGCCUGACUCUCUUGAUAACUUGAAGAAACUGCGCAUGCUUGACCUGCGGCAUAACAAGCUUAGAGAAAUCCCUUCGGUGGUGUAUAGGCUAAGCUCUCUCGCCACUCUUUACCUACGCUUUAAUCGUAUAACUACUGUGGAAAAGGAUAUCAAAAACUUGUCAAAACUCACCAUGCUUAGCAUACGAGAGAACAAAAUCAAGCAACUACCUGCUGAAAUUGGUGAGUUGUGUAACCUCAUAACGCUGGAUGUAGCGCACAAUCAGCUUGAACAUCUUCCAGAAGAGAUUGGAAGCUGCACGCAGAUCACCAACCUUGACUUGCAGCACAAUGAGCUCUUGGACCUGCCAGAAACCAUAGGAAAUCUGUCCAGUCUAAGUCGUCUUGGCCUGAGGUACAAUAGGCUGUCAGCAAUUCCGAAGUCUUUAGCAAAAUGCAGUGAACUAGAUGAACUGAACCUGGAGAACAACAACAUUUCUACUUUACCAGAGGGUCUUUUAUCCAGCCUUGUCAAACUGACUAGUUUAACACUGGCCAGGAACUGCUUCCAGUCCUAUCCCGUGGGUGGCCCGUCCCAGUUCUCCACAAUCUACUCUCUCAAUAUGGAACACAACCGCAUCAAUAAAAUCCCCUUUGGAAUUUUCUCUAGAGCUAAAGUAUUAAGUAAGCUGAACAUGAAGGACAAUCAGCUGACCUCUCUCCCCUUGGACUUCGGGACUUGGACUAGUAUGGUAGAACUGAACUUAGCGACUAAUCAGCUCACAAAAAUCCCUGAGGAUGUAUCUGGGCUUGUUUCUCUUGAGGUUCUUAUCUUGUCAAACAAUCUACUAAAGAAACUUCCCCAUGGAAUUGGAAAUCUACGGAAACUCCGAGAGUUAGAUCUAGAGGAAAACAAACUGGAAUCCUUGCCAAAUGAAAUAGCUUACCUCAAGGAUCUGCAGAAAUUGGUUCUGACUAAUAAUCAGUUGACCACCCUUCCCAGAGGUAUUGGUCACCUUACCAAUCUGACACACCUUGGGCUUGGAGAGAAUCUUCUCACACACCUUCCUGAGGAAAUUGGUACACUGGAGAAUCUGGAAGAACUGUAUUUGAAUGACAACCCCAAUCUGCACAGCCUUCCCUUUGAGCUGGCUCUUUGCAGCAAACUGUCAAUAAUGAGUAUUGAGAACUGCCCGCUCAGCCACCUUCCACCUCAGAUUGUUGCAGGAGGACCCUCCUUCAUCAUUCAGUUCCUAAAGAUGCAGGGACCAUAUCGUGCCAUGGUCUGAUGCUAAUCGGAUUGUCCAAUACACUGUACAAAACACAAACUGCAUUAAUGUUGUAAUUGUCUGUAUAUGUAUAUAUAAUAUAAUAUAUGUGGUUUAUAUUAUAUUAUAUAUAUAUAUAAAAAUAUAUAAAUAAUAUAAAAAGGCAAAUUUAAGACUGCAUUAUGUGUUUCUGCUAAUAGAGGAAUCAUAGCCAUUUAGAUUUUUUUUAUUCUGUAAAAAUGCUUGUCUAAGUUUUCUUUGCUGAAUUUGAUGGAAUGUCUGAAUAAUCUGAAAAUGCCAGUUCAUUUAAAGCAAUUGCCAAUGAACUCAAAGUUUAAAUUUAAGGGACAAAAAUAGUUUUGCUUAGAUUUACUUUCAGUUAAGAGAAAUGUGUAACCUUUAUAUAAUGAACUUUUCUGUUUUCCUCCCUCUUUUUUUUUUUUUUUUUUUUUUUUUUUUUUGUGUCAAAACCUGAAAGGGUCAUGUGUCCUGAGGUUGGGAUUUUCUUUUAACUUAUUUUGAGAUUUGAAGCAAAUGGUGUUUUUAUAUUGUUUACAGUCAGAGUAAAUCACUGGAUUUUGUUUUAUUCUGAUUUGCUCUGUUUUAAUCAAUCAUAUCUAGAAUUUAUAUGCCUCUGCUGAUGAAUUUUUAUCAACCGGUUUGUAUACUAAAAACAUAUACUCAUCAGAACAACUGGCAGGUGAAAAGGAUGCAGUCAAAACAAAAAGAAAAGAAAAAAAAAGCUUGAAUUCCUUUAAGUCUUGCUUCCCUGAGUUAUCAGUUGCAGGCAUAACAUAUCUGAACUGAGCCUUUUGCGGUUGGUCUUUUCUAGCACAAGUAAACCUUUUCAGAUUGGUAAAAACAUUGAGUAUACUCAGUGAAGAGCGGUUUUCAUUUUGUGAAGUAACGAGUCCAUGAGGUCUAACAGUACAGUUAAGUGGCAAGGAAAUAAUAUAUAUGUACAUUUUUAUUACAAUGUUGAGUCAUAAACUACAGCAGGCAAUUUUAAGGAUUCCUUAUAGUCCUUGUACAAUAAAUGAAUGUGUCUUACUUUUAAACACUGCAAUAUAUGUAAGUUUUAAGAUUGGUUAACAAUGUACUAUGGUUUUAUAUCUUGACUUGCCUUGUACCUCCUUCCAUUAUGGAACUUCCGUGUCCAAGCACAAUAUCUUCACACUGUGCUGUUUUGCUGCUGAACUAAAUGCACUUUUCCCCACAGCUGGGGCACUUGCUUCAAAAUAUUCAGUUCAGUAUCUUGAUUAUUCUUUUUUAACUUCAUCCUAUCUGUUUCAGUAUUAAACCGAUCUAUUAAAAAAGAGGCACCUUUUUCAUUUGUGCAUAGAUGUUGGUAGCUCAAGAGAAACACUGUAAGUAGUGGACAUUCAGUUUUAUCAUGACUUUAUUGGUUGUUUAAAAGGCAGAAGAUGCUUCAGGGAGACUUACACUAUUGCUGCACUUGUAGGGCCAGUUGUCCUUUUUCAGGAGGGUAGGAACUCGAGGCGGUUACAUUCCACAGUUACUCAAGAACUGUCCAGUUUAUAGUCAUUGGAAUUGCUGCUGGGGUAGUGUGACUUACAGGACUGUACCUCUUGAACAAAAUCAAAUCAAUCGAUGCCAUGGGAAAUCUAUUUCACAUGCAGAAGUUUGGGGAAUAUUAUUUCUGGCUUCCAGGCAUGCUUACUUAGACGUAUUGCCUUGAUCUAUUUGCAUUCUGUUUUGUCGUACGUCUUUUCAUUAACAAGGAGUAAGUUUUAAUGGAAGGCAGGUGGAGAUAUAAAACCUUAGAGGGCUUAAACAUGCUGUAAAACUAUUGUAGAUGUCACUGGAUUUUACUAAGUAAUGUUCUGUUCUUUCUCACACGCUCUGUCUCUCUGUCCCCUCCCCCCCCUUUUUUUUUUUACAUCUACUGUAGCUUUUCAGUUUAGACUUUCUUUAGUUUAUAAAAGGCUAGUUCCUUACAGUUCUGCCUGAAGUUAAUCUUUCUCAGCAUUAAGGUGUUAAAAUAUGAAGAUGCUGAAAUGCUUAGUAUCAAGACUGUAAUCUAACUUCUGAAUAUACUGCUAAAUCCGUAUUUGUGCCCUCAGGUCACUAGAGGAAACUGGUUUGAUUAAUAUGGUUCCUUAAAACAAAAGUGGCGACCCCUUGUGUUCUCAAGCAUUGGUCUCAUUCCCUGUCUGCUCCUCAAUCCCAUUUUUAUAAGAGUUGACGGGAUUGAAUUUGUUUAGUUUGUAAAUAUGUUGAUUAUUCACCUUGUUAAGGUACAUGGUUAAUGACUGUAUGAUUGGAGCUGACCCUCUCUCACAUAAAUUCUUGUGGAGAAGUUGGCUACCAAAAUAGUGCUCGUUACACUCGCUUAAAAACAAACUAUUCUUUUCAUUACACUUAUAGGAAUAAAUAAAGCUAUGUUUUAAUUCAUUACUAUAUUAAAAACAGGAUAUUUUUUCAAACUAUCUUUGUACUAGUAUGGUUGUUGCAAUGCCAGAUAAUCCUGAGCCCUGUUUUAGGAGUUUAAUUUUAUACAUUCUGAGGUGAAUGCUUAUUUUUUCAGUGUCUAAAGAGAGAUUUGAAUAAAAGCAGUGAGAGAAGUUCUGGUACAGGAGAAAUCAAGUCAAAGAAUUUGAAAAGUUCUUUAAAAUUAUCCAAAAGUUUAAGUAUUAAAUGUGGGGCAUGGAUUGGGAAUAGAUGCAUAUAAAUCCGUAUAGUACAUACAUGGAUUUAUAUCCAAAUCCAUACACAGAUCCGUAUAAAUCCAGCUGUUUUGAUCAUUCAAAACAGUCUUACAUCCUGACAUAACAGACUUGCAUUUCCCAGGAUGCUGGAUUGUUAACUGGUGCGGUUUCUAAAUUGUAUUUAAUGCCUGAUGACAUUCAGAUGGACACACAUGCUGUCUUAUAGGUGUUUUAAGAAUUUUGUUUGGCCUAAUCAAAGUAUGAAUGGAAAGAACUUCAUCCGGCCAAGUAUGUAUACAUAUAUGUAUAUGUGUAUCUAUGUAUGUAUGAAAGCAUAGACAAGGUGGAGAAAUUAAUUCUUUAUGGCAUCUUUGAAAACAUGAUGGAGAAACAGGUGAUUCCCAGAUAACUUGUAUUAAAUAUUUAUCCCCCUUGCCACACUGGGGGAAAUAAUUUAGAAGGGUUAUUGAAAAGUGUGACAAUCUUUACUUUGAGUGAAAAUCAUUACCUUAAUUGCUUGCCCAUAGACAAAAUAUCAAUUUUAUAUGUGUCUGUGCUUAUGUACAUAAGAAUAUGUACAUAUACACAUGCCCCAUAAAGACACUAUCCUGAAUCAUGCCUUGAUUUAACAAGCUAAAUUACUGUACUAUAGACUCUAUAGUAUUAUGGAAGUCUGUUAAGGUGUAAAGCAGAUUAGGGAUUUGUUAAACAAUGAAAAGAAGAAAUAACUGCAGUUGUGACUCGUGUUGGUCACAUACUGCAUUUAAAUUCACUAAAUAGAAAGUUGUUUGGUAAUUCUUUGCAAAAAUGUUUUCUUUUAGUAUAAGGAGUUAAAGUUCUGUCUCUGGCUGUCCCAUAUUUAAGUUCGUCACCAAAGUUGUCUAGUAUAAAUGCAAUGGAAAUGCUGCUUGUAAAGUUGGGUCACACAGUUAUGUAAUUGGCACUUUUCAGUUUGCCAGAUGCUAUUGGAAACUUUGAAAUUUAUACACCCUUUUUAGAAAGAGAUUUGGGUUGUAGAAUAUUUGCUUCAGUGCCUCUCGGAUUUAGGUUUUCUUUGCAGUUUUGUCCAUCUUUUGCUAAUGUUGUGUGAGAAAGUGCAUGUUCAGACUUCUUGAAGGUUGUGUUUGCUCAUGUACAUGAUUUAGUAAAUUAGUACUCAGACUGUCUAGCUGGUUAGCGCUGAAACCCAUUGUGUCACCUGGAAUUCAAGUAUCAUCUUUAAUCCUGGGAGUUUGAAAAAUAGCUUUUAUUUAACAAUUAGAAAACUUUGAGAGGUUAUUUCUCCCCCCCCCCCCCUUUUUUUUUUUUAAACCCCCAAAUAAAUUAAAUUUCUGUACCAAUACAAACCCAUCUGAGGGGAGUCUUCAUAUCUGGAUGCAACUAAGAAUUUUCAUAUAGUCAGUAUCACACCUCGGUUGUAUGAAAUUGGCAUGCUGGAAUAGCUUCUAAUUAGACAUUAGAAAUGUGCAGUUGGCAGUAAUUUGCACAACACAAACUUCAAGGCACAGUAAGGACAAUUACAAACAAACAAUAGUAUCUACAAAUGGUUUUUGGUUUUAUGUUAGCAAAGAUCAGAAAAUUAUGUUUUAUUAUUCUGAUGUUUAGGUCUUAUCCAGGACUGCACAGGACUUUUGCUGUGGAAAAAUACCAGACCACGCUAAUUUUGUGGUUAAAAGCUAAACAAGAGUGUAAACAGUCUACAAAAAUGUACUUUUAAUCUGAAUUAUUGUAAUGUUGAUUGUUAUGUCUAUAUAAAAGAUUGCCUUGCUUUUUUAUAAGAGUCAUUCUGUAUCAAUGCAUUCAUUAUAAAUAGUAUAUUUGUAAAUAA